Molecule: messenger RNA, 225 nt
Organism: Sphaeroforma arctica JP610
Lineage: Eukaryota; Ichthyosporea; Ichthyophonida
Exons: 2
Coding region: 1-225 (74 amino acids)
Source: RefSeq, a predicted model, not a curated record
AUGGAGAACAGUGGCAAGUGGACUAUCAAAGAGUGCAAGAGUGUGCUAAAAAGCGCUGACCUACAGAAGGAAGGACUGGGAGCUGCACUCGCAUGCUCAAAGCCUAAUGUCAGGAGAUACCUCAAUAUGCUGAAUUUCUCGGCGCGUACUCUACUGGACCCAGAUAGUAUGAGAGAUAGUAGUGAUCUAGCGCGUGCAGCGCUUGCAACUGUAGAGGAUGCCUAA